Molecule: messenger RNA, 780 nt
Organism: Suillus subalutaceus
Lineage: Eukaryota; Fungi; Basidiomycota; Agaricomycetes; Boletales; Suillaceae
Exons: 3
Coding region: 1-780 (259 amino acids)
Source: RefSeq, a predicted model, not a curated record
AUGAUCCUCUUACUUUGCGCUGUCCUCAUCUGUGUUCCGUUUGUUCGGGCUUCACCUCCGGGUCUCAACGAUACCUGUAUCCUUACGCUCGAUGCCAAUGGCAGCAACUCUCCAUCCUGCAACACCAGAACCUUGUGGGACAUUCUCUCGAGCUGUGGCUUAACUUUGUUUGCGUGCACAUGGACUGCCAUCCUUCCAAACAUUCCACAUACGCAUGCGACAAGAUUUUCCAUUAACCUUCAUCGUCUACUCCUCAUGGUUGUUGCGUUGAUCGCCCCUGAAGUCAUACUCGCCUGGGCCGCAUGGCAGUUUUUAUGUGCUCGUCGAGUUUGCCAGGAUUCACACCCAAAAUGGACAUUAACACAUGGAUUCUUCACGUGGAUGGGUGGAUUCAUGCUCUACAUCGAUGGUUUUCCACGAGCUACUCUUGCGCCCGAUGAACUCAUAUCGUUUAUUCGUGAGGGAGCUGUAGAUAUUCCUGACAUCACAGAGGCAGAUAUUAUGGAUCAAAGUAAGGGUGAUGUCGCCACCCUUCAGCUGGUGUGGUUCACCAUCCAGCUCUUCGCCCGUUACAUUCAGAAGCUCCCGGUAACACUGCUUGAGAUUGACACCCUGGCUGUAGUCGCUCUGACCUUCGCUACCCAUUGCUGUUGGUGGAAUAAGCCUCAGAACAUAGGACGUCCUUAUAUUGUUCAUUGGAAGAACUCAACUGCUCCUCCACUACAUGACACGUUCGCCGUUGAGUACGUCAUUGCCACCAAUAUUCAGAACUUGUUCUGA